Messenger RNA from Pipistrellus nathusii (Nathusius's pipistrelle), 276 nucleotides. Lineage: Eukaryota; Metazoa; Chordata; Mammalia; Chiroptera; Vespertilionidae. The record is from the annotation of a GenBank genome assembly.
AUGGGAUUUUCUAUUAGUAAAUCUGCUACUCGGGUAUCUGCUAUGUGUAUGGAUGCAAAAGUGGAUGAUCACUUAACUCAAGGGACUGAGAAAAGCAAGUUGGAACCAGUGACUCAGUUAUUUCAAAACACUAAGAAAAUAAGAUUAGAAGACACAAACCAAGAAAACCUUGCAGGAGAUAAAGAGACUGGCACAGGAUCUCUCUCUGAGAAAGCCUUGGGGUCAGUAGUUUAUGUUAAAGAAAGUGAUGGAAUAGAAAUGACAGAUGUGGAAUGA